This is a messenger RNA of Symbiodinium sp. CCMP2456, 1188 nucleotides long. The record is from the annotation of a GenBank genome assembly. NCBI's taxonomy places the organism in Eukaryota, Dinophyceae, Suessiales, Symbiodiniaceae.
AUGGCAAUUCUUUCUUGCAGCCGCUCGCAUAAGGCUGUCUUUGCGGUCUUUAUUUCUUCCAUUUCUUUCUCGACCUUUGCGAUGUGGCAAACUACACGAGCCCUAGCUCCUGCUCCGCACGCGGACACGAAACCUGGGCCGCGCCCGGGGUGCGCAAGAGAUCCUGCUGAGUUCUACCUACCUGACGACCUGAAAACAUGCAAGCAACCACGUAAAGUGGACUGGUUCAACGACUUCCUGGCCAAAAACCUGGUGAGCAACCCUCUCGAGCCCGGAUGUUGGCAGAAGAACAAUUCCUGUGCACCCUUCCCCUGCUCCAAGCUUUGCGAGAUGGAAAGGUACCAAUACCUCCGAAAGAUCUGGAGCGCGGAGAAGCCAGGGAAGCAGAAGGUCAUGGCCUUCCAAUACGGCAAAGUUGCUAGCUCCGCCAUCGUAGAAGGGAUGAAAGCACAACUCGGCAUUGCUGUGGCCCAUGCCCAUUUGCCAGAACAUGCGAGACAGUGGAUGGAUGGGGAGCGCCCUCAAAUUCCGCUGCAGGUGCAAGGCUUCGCUUUCUCGCAGGAGUGGUCUCUGAAGCCAGGAGAUGAAUGCUUCAUUAUCACGGCGACUCGUAGCCACUUUAGCCGAGACCCCUCGGAGUACUUCGAGAACAUCCUGCUCCCCGAACACCCUUAUGGCUAUCAUCCCAGAGGCGUCCGCAGGUACAACGACACACCUCCAGUGGGUACCGACAAGAGAUGGACGGAGGCAAAGAUAACGGAGCUAGGAAAGACGAACGUGGCUAUUUUGCAAGAGGAUUUCCAGAUUCAGCAUGAGAUUGUCAUUCAGGCAUACUCAAAAUGGUACUCAGAAGUGUUUUUCGGCGCGACAGGUAUAAACGUAUUGAAGCAGAAGUUCGACCGGCAUAAGAAACAGAUGCUGGUGCGUGCGAAGACAUGCCAGGUGUUGGUGCUACGUUUCGAAGACAUAAGCGAGUGGAGCAACAUCAUUGGACAGUACUUCCCUGGCUUUCAGAUGCCGAAAGGUGCCAACAGAGCUGAGUUGAAGUGGUAUGCAGACGCCUACAGAAACUUCAAGAACACCCUGGAAUACAGGCCAGAGGAACUGAAGGCCAUGUGUGAGACAGAGACGGAGACCCAUUUCUAUGCAGACGAUCCUUCGUCCGAAUGUGCUGAUGCUGACUUUUAG